CGAUCAGGAGAUGUGCGUCAGCUCUGUCCGCCCCAGCAAAUCAGCGACCUAUGCAGUGUUCAUUGGGCUCGAGCUUUUGUCAAGCUAGGUGAUGGCGAUGCUGAACAUGAACCAGGUGAGUUAGAAUGUUGGGCUGCAAUCGAGGCGCAGCUUCUCGGAGACAAAUCUACGUCCAAACCUAUUACCACAUUUGAGGAGGGUUCUGCCAUGUACGCUGGUAUGGAUUUCCAAGAUCUUUCCGAGACUGUCCGUGAUCAACUUAAACUAUUAGCUGACAACAAGCAAAAAGAGUCGUUUGCGCCACCAGGUAGAUAA
This is a messenger RNA of Dibothriocephalus latus, 315 nucleotides long. NCBI's taxonomy places the organism in Eukaryota, Metazoa, Platyhelminthes, Cestoda, Diphyllobothriidea, Diphyllobothriidae. The record is from the annotation of a GenBank genome assembly.